UGAACGGGUAUUAGGCAACAAUCAAUAGCGAGGAGCACUUGUCACCUGUGCCGAACCGGCUUUCCACGUAACGAAGUCGAUGGAUUAGAACGCUUUCAUUGUGCUCUGGGCUCCCACACGCCAGUCCCCGAGCAAGACCCCGCAAGAUCUGGGUGGAUAUUAUUGAUGAUGUCGCGCUCAAAGAACGAAGUUCGGUUCGAAGACAGUAUGUCGAGUGGACGAACCAGCCCCGGCAGUGGGACGGGGAGCGACAAGACCAGAUCCGAUGAGUCCAGAGACAGUAUCAACAUCGGAGAUACAACUCCCAGAGGGAUUCUCAAGUCUGGAAAUGACUCGGACGACGGCAGUUUCAGGACUCGACAGAGUGAUUUUGACUCUGACGUGUUCCAUGGAUUCUCAAAAUCCUUCCUGCCGGGUCUGCACGACUGGACGACCUGGCGAACGCAGAUCAACGACGCUAUGAUCGACCUGAUGGAAGAACGCCACCGUAUCUUCAGCUACCCCGGCUCCGUCCGCCACCUCAGGAAGCACAGCCGAGUCUUCAAGAACCUCACGGAGCCCAACUUCGGCGUCCCUUCCGUGAUCUCGGAAUUUGCUCUGGAUCGUGCAGUCCAUGACUACAUCCAUGGGGACGAGGGACUCAUACUGGAGGCACCUGCCUUCGUCAGUUUCGGGAUACCGAGGGUGAAGAUCCGCACCAACACGACGUACACGAGUCCGAGCAAGAAAUCAGGAAGGACAUCAACCAGUAAUACGUCAAUCCAGUACUCUGCUCGGUACAGCGAGUCAGAGUUGCAGAGGUCCAAGCUGAACGCUCGAUACUACAGAGGUAUUCCGAAACGAGCGGUUGACCAGACAGUUGUGAUAGUUGCGCCUGUUGGUGAUAAAGCAAUCGGCAAUGAUAACCACGAAAUGGAGACCUUGUGUGCAACUAUGGAUUUCGUGGACGAGGAAGAGGAAUUUAUCUAAAGUCUGAAUAAUUUGUGGAUUGCAAGGAAAUAGCCAUUGCGAGGUGCAAGGAAAUUAACCAUUGCAAAGAAUUCAUGGUGCUAUAGACCCUAAUGUUGAUGAUGAUCAUGGACAAGAGGUCAUCGAUUUCUUGCCAGUUAGAUCAAAGGCUGGUUCUCACAUCGGUCAAUAAUGUGGAGGAGAGAACAAGAAAAAACCUUCCUACAAUUGGUGGUCGAUAAUACCACCUAUCUUUUUCUAUAAUUGUAUAUAUUCACUUCAUAUUUUCCUAACAUGUUGCACGAUGUUAAAAUUGAAAAAAGAACCAAAACAUCUUUAUAGCAAUUAGAAUUAAAUGUGUUCGAUAUACGUUGUAAUAAAAAUGUUUUUGAACUCA
Messenger RNA from Gigantopelta aegis, 1345 nucleotides. RefSeq lists its product as uncharacterized. The coding region runs from base 166 to 969 and encodes 267 amino acids. The record is from RefSeq and is a predicted model, not a curated record. The transcript is spliced from 3 exons. NCBI's taxonomy places the organism in Eukaryota, Metazoa, Mollusca, Gastropoda, Neomphalida, Peltospiridae.